Messenger RNA from Dictyostelium purpureum, 2888 nucleotides. RefSeq lists its product as uncharacterized. Gene Ontology annotation, molecular function: ATP binding; protein serine/threonine kinase activity; RNA endonuclease activity. Bases 117 to 2888 code for a protein of 923 amino acids. Gene Ontology annotation, cellular component: IRE1-TRAF2-ASK1 complex. The record is from RefSeq and is a predicted model, not a curated record. Gene Ontology annotation, biological process: intrinsic apoptotic signaling pathway in response to endoplasmic reticulum stress; mRNA processing; protein phosphorylation. Lineage: Eukaryota; Evosea; Eumycetozoa; Dictyosteliales; Dictyosteliaceae. The transcript has 3 exons.
AUAAACGCAUAUUAUAAUUAUAAACGCAUUAAUGUUCAAAUAGAAGAAAAAAAAAAAAACAAAAAAAAAAAAAAAAAACAUAUAAAUUAUUAUAAUUAUAAUAAUAAAUAAUAAAAAUGUAUUUUAAAAAAAGGAAUAAAAUUAAUUUUAUUUUUUUUAUAUUAUUUUAUUUAUUAAUAUCAAGUGAUUUUAUAAAUGCUUAUUCUAAUAUCAUAAACGAAAACAAUAGUAAUAAUAAAAAGAAUAGAAAUAAUAAUUUAAACGAUAACGAUAAAAUAAGAAAUGAUAUUUUCAAAGAUUUGUCAUUAAUAAUUAGCACAGUAGAUGGUGGGUUGUAUUCAUUCGAUUAUGAAACAGGUUCAUUAAAUUGGAAUAUAAAUCCAAAUGAUGGGGAUUCUCUAUAUACAACCUCACAAUUUAGUAAUAAUAAUAAAAACAAUAACAAUAACGAGGAGGUUGAAAAGGCAACAUCUACAUCACUAUUAAUACCCACUAUCGAUGGUAGUGGCGCUUUAUUUCAGUAUUCAGAAGAAGGUUCAUUACAAAAAGUACCAUUUUCAUUACAUGAAUUGAUAUCAACAUCACCAUUGUUUUUAAAGGAUUUAAGUAGUGCUAAAGACGACACAAUGUUGAUUGGUAACAAACAAACAUCGAUUACUGUUGUAGACUCUACCACUGGUCAAGUCAUAAAGUCAAUGUCAAAAGAAGGUUUGUGGGAAGAGGAUUGCCCUGUAAAUAUUCCAGAUGAAGCUUUAAUGUUCACUAGAUCUGACUACAAGGUUAUUGCAUUGGAUCCUAAAAGCGGCUUGGAGAAAUGGAAUUUAUCAAUUGGUGAAUAUAUACCCUACUCGACUAAAGCAACUUUUAAUGCUGACUCGCUAAGUUUUGAGGGCUCUAUUGAAGUUUCACCAGCAUCACACCAUAGAUAUAAAAUUACUGUAAGACAACAAAGAACUGUUGUUGGCACAUCAAAUAUAUUUUGGGAAUUUGUAUUAUCAUCUUCACCAGUUUCAGUGUAUGCAUUCUCAAAUAGAGGUGGUAUUUUAAAGAAACUAGAGUUUUCAAGAAAAACCUCGCACCCAUCUUCCCUACAACCAAUCAAUACAAAUACAGAUUUAAUAAUACCCAGCUCAUUCGAAAGAACAUUUUUAUUUGAUGACUUUAAUGGUCAGUUCUUUAUUGAAAGAUUUUUAAUUUCAGAUGGUAACAAACCAAACAAUAAUAACAAUAAUAAUAAUCAUAAUAAUAAUAAUAAUAAUAGAAAUAAUCAAAUUAUCUCAAACAAUGAAAAUUAUAGAAAUAAGGAUGAUAAAAAUCAAAAUAAUAUCUUUUCAUAUGAUAUUUAUUUAUAUUCAUCAAUUAUAAUUUUAAUAACCAGCGUAAUAAUAUUUAUAAGAUCAAAACAUAACUUUAAUUUAAUAAAUUUAAAUAGUAAUAAUACAAAUAAUAAUAAGAGUAGUAAAAAGACACCAAAGAAAAAAAAGAAACAGCAACAACAACAGCAACAACAACAACAACAAAAAUUAUUAGAAGAAAUUGAAGAAGAAAACGAAGAGAAUAAUUUAAUUCAACAACUUCAACUUAAUAAUAGUAAUAGUAAUAAUUUUAAUUAUAAUAAAAGAGUGGUAUUGGAGAAUGGUAAUUUGAAAAUAGGUAAAUUGGAAAUUGCUACCAAUAAGGUAUUAGGUACUGGGAGUUGUGGUACAAUUGUAUAUCAAGGUUUUAUGGAGGGAAGAGUGGUAGCCGUUAAAAGAAUGUUAAGUCAAUUUAUAAAGUUUGCCGAUAGAGAAGUCUCAAUUUUAAUCCAAUCUGAUGAGCACACAAAUGUUGUUAGAUAUUAUGCUAAAGAAGAGGAUGAUGAAUUUAUUUAUUUAGCAAUUUCAUAUUGUCAAGGUUCAUUAGAUCAAUAUGUUCAGCAAAAAUUAUUCCCAGCCGAUAGUGUACCAGCAACAACAAAUAAUAACAAUGGUAUAAAUAACUCACCUAGUUUACAAUCAAUAUCACCAACAAUCAUAAUCCUUGACCAAAAAAUUAAGAAUAUGAUUUAUGAGUUAUUUAAAGGUUUAGAACACUUACACUCACUAAAUAUUGUACAUAGAGACAUUAAACCCCAAAAUAUAUUAAUUGACCCAAAUAAUCGUAUAAAAAUAUCAGAUAUGGGUUUAGGUAAAGCAUUGGAUAGAGACGAAGCAUCACUUACUUUUACAUCGGAUAGUCAUGGUUGGCAACCAGCCGAAUAUCUAAAUGGAACUAAUAGAAAUACUAAAAAGGUCGAUAUUUUCUCCAUUGGUUGCGUUGUAUAUUAUUUGUUAACUGGUACCCAUCCAUUUGGCCAAAGAUUCAAUAGAGAAAAGAACGUACUUAAGGGUAAAUUUGACAUCGAGCUCAUUGCGGACAAACCAGACUUGCAUCAAUUAAUCCAGUCAAUGAUACAAUUUAAUCCAGAUAAAAGACCAAGUAUUAUAGAGUGCCUAAAUCAUCCAUUCUUUUGGGAGUCUCACAAGAAGUUAUCAUUUUUAGUUGCUGCUUCGGAUUACCUAGAGUUUGAAAAACCAACUAGUCCUCUUAAUGUUGAAAUUGAUAGCCAUAUCGAUUUGGUAACAGAUGGGGAUGGAGACUGGUGGUUAAAAUUCGACCAGGUAUUAAUCGAUAACAUUGGUCGUUAUAGAAAGUAUAAUGGUAAAAGCAUUAGAGACCUCUUAAGGGUCAUUAGAAACAAAUUCAACCACUACAGAGAUCUUUCAUUGGACGAGCAAAAUUGUUUAGGUUCUUUACCUGAUGGUUUUUUAAAUUAUUUCGAAUCAAAGUAUCCAAAACUAUUCAUUACAACUUUUUUGUUUGUUUCUAAAAAUUUAAAAACUGAUCAAUAUUUUUUACAAUAUUUUUAA